Messenger RNA from Sebastes umbrosus (honeycomb rockfish), 1502 nucleotides. RefSeq names its product caspase-1-like. The transcript is spliced from 3 exons. The record is from RefSeq and is a predicted model, not a curated record. Gene Ontology annotation, biological process: regulation of apoptotic process. Lineage: Eukaryota; Metazoa; Chordata; Actinopteri; Perciformes; Sebastidae. Bases 650 to 1048 code for a protein of 132 amino acids.
AUGUGCUCAUCAUCAGCCACGCUCCCAGUUAGAAUCCCGGGCUGAUUGGGCUCUUUUGGUUGUUGGUCCUGAAUGGAGGAACAGUUUCCCCCUCACCAUUACAUCUCCCUCCUCCAGUGAUAACUUCAAACCUGUCUUAAGACCCGUCUCUUUCCUUUAGUCUGUCAGUAGUCACCUUGAAGACUGGUCACACACUGUUUUUAUUUAUGUCUUUAGUUUUAUUUAUUUGACUUCUGUGCAAUGCUGUCAUGUUUUGGGGAUUUUAAUCCAGAAUUAUUUAUUCUACACUUUUAUUAAUUUACUUGCAUCCUCUUAAUUAUUUCUGUGUUUUAUUUGAUUCUGAUUCUCAUCGCUCUGUGAGGCACUUUGGUCAACAUUUGUUGUUUUUAAGUGUACUCGACAAUAUGAGCAUAAACGGCAUAUUAAAAAUGUUCUGUUUCUGAAGGUUAAGGCCCAACAAGGACGUGCUACGUACAUCCAGAUCUCUGCCAAGUGUCUUUUCAACUUUGGUCACAGUUACAGUGUCCACUGUGAACCUGAGAGCUUCAGAAUACGACCUGAUCGUGCAUCAUUUGACUCAGAUUAUGGACCAAAUUACCAUCCCACAUUUGAAGUUUUCCUGACUACGAUCCCAGAGGAAGUGACUCUGAUGGUCCGGAAUCAAGAGAGGACAGGCGACGUCUGGAGACGUGAUCUGCUUCAAGCAGAACUAACAAUGGAAAUCCCUCAGGGGAACGUCCCACCAGAGGACCGCGUCCCACCAGAGGACAACGUCUCACCAGAGGACAACGUCUCACCAGAGGAGAGGCUGCGGUUGAUUCGAACAAAGUUUGUAGAGGGAAUGUCUGAUCCUAAUCUCAACAAGCUUCUGGAUGAACUCUUUCAGCGUCGCGUUAUAAGCGAUGGUGAAAUGCAGUCAAUCAGAACAAAAACCAAGAGAGAUAAAGCACGAGACCUGAUCGACACGGUACGACUAAAGGGAACUGAAGCCAGCUCAGUUCUGAUCGCUGCUCUCCGUAAGGAGGAUCCGUGGGUUUUCAGAUCUUAGGCUGAAACAAAAGCAAGAAGCUGGAGUGUGAUGAUGAAUCUCUAUAAUAUCUGGCUGUUUCAGAGACUCACAUCACUUAUUGUUGUCUUUAAAUGAUAAAUCCCAUCGUGUAAGCCUGUGUGGACUUUCACUCUGAAGGUGAUUCACUGAAGUUUGGGGGAAAAGUGAAUUCAUUUUCAAUCUCUUAUGGUUUGGUCUCAAGAUUUUAUAAUCAUUUACUUGUGAUAACUACUGAUGUGUUGUCGGUGAUGAAGACCUGCGAUAGAGAGCUUGUGACAUUUCUAUAUGUUUUGGGAACGCAUUCUUACUGCUAAUUUUUGGAAGUUAUUAAUUUAGUUUUCAUUAGGGCUGUCUAAGUUAACGCGAUAAUAACAUGCUAAUGCAAAUUUGUUUUAACGCCACUAGUUUCUUUAACGCAACUUGUGAUUAUUAGGUUGCAGCGGCUCAGUGUUAA